AUGACACUGGAGUUCACGACACAAUAUUCAAAGAAGAAAAUCAAAAUAAUUCCCAUUGCGUUAAAAAGUGUAAACAAAAAUCAGAAAUUGUCAAAUCCAGUCCCUAAUUCCAUGCACGUCCCCACAAUGUCUGCUCAAGUACUACCUAAAAAACGAUCAAAAGGAGACAAAAGAAUCAAUAGUCAUAAUAAUGCAUCAUCAGGUCACAUAAGCAAUCAUCGUAAUCAUCACACUGUCUCACGACUGACACCCCAAACCAACCGCAUAAUAUCUGGCAAUCAGAAUGGCAGCGCGGCGACUAGAAGAGUAAUACUGAAUAGGGUAGCUUCGCACACAAGACAUGUUAGUCGUAGUCUAGCUCAUGAUGAUUUAAGUAAUGAGUCAUUUGAAGAAGUUGGAAUUGGAUUCAAUGAAAACAAACAUCAAAUUUUAACAAAUUUUGAAGAAUGGAUCAAAAUGUCAACUGAUAAUAAAAUCAAUAUCAAGAACUCGUGGCAGUUUGCAUUGAUCGAUUAUUUCCAUGAUUUAAAUGUUAUUAAAGAUGGCGAUCAUAUUAAUUUUCAACGUGCUUCAGCUACUUUAGAUGGAUGUAUAAAGAUUUAUUCAAAUAGAAUUGACUCUGCUGCGACAGAGACUGGGAAACUUUUGAGUGGAUUGGCCUCAAAACAGAAUGAAAAGCCAAGGAGCAGUACCUCAGCCGAUGAUGACGGUGAUGCACUAGAUGGCGAAAGAGUCGCUUCAGAUAAUGAAGAUGAAAAUGAAGAUGGAACAAAGAAGAAACGUAAAGUGAAUAAAGUUGUCGAGUCGACUCUUGUGGAGUUUGAUACUAUACGGAUAAAGAAAUUAGAUCAGGAAUUGGCAAUAGAUCCAUUAUUUAAAAAAGCACUUGCUGAGUUUGAUGAAGGUGGUGCAAAGAGUCUAUUGUUGAAUACGUUGAGUAUUGAUUCCUCGGGAAGAGUUGUAUUUGAUGCGACUUCAACUCAAAAUGCUCAAGGGAUGGAUGAUGUUAACACACAAGACUUGAUUGAUGAUGCAGAUGUUGACUUAUCUGACUUGGGCCAAAUUUUAUUUGAAGAUCCCAUACCAAUUGGGGAGAAAUCAAUUUGUCCAUCUCUUGAUGAAUUUCGAUCUGCUUUGGAUGACUUACAUAAAGCCAAAAGCAUACUUAACGAUUUCAACACCCGAAUGAAUGAUGUUCAAGAGAUUGAAAUGGACCAAAAUGAUUACGAUAUGGAUAACGAUUUCGGAUUUGAUGACUUUGGCGAUCAAGAGGGACUAGAGACUCCUUUAAAUGAUAAUGAUCUACUAAACCAUGUCAAUGAAAGUGUUAUGCAAAAAUUAUUCGAAGAGAAAACUGACCCUUAUACUCAAUCUAAAACUAAUACAGCAUUAUUGGAUGAAGAUUUGAUGAAUUACUUUGAUGAGAAAUUGAAAAUCAGUUGGGCUGGACCUGAACAUUGGAAAGUCUCAGCUUUUAAAAAGGCAAAUAAUAUUGACCAAUUUGCUAAAGAAAAGAAGCCAGAUAUUUCAGCUCCGAAAAAGAAAAAAGCUGUUACGGCUAUUGAUUUUUUCAGUCUGGAGAAUGUAGACGAAGAUCUACUAUUCAAGCUGCAUAAAGAUCCCAAUUUCAUCAACUUGAAGUCAACAAACAUUUAUGAGGUUUACGAUGCUGAUAUAUAUGAAGAGAUCAAAGAAAAGAAUUUAUUACCAGAUGAUAUCAAGUUUACUUCCUCUAGAUUAGUCAGUUUGAUUCAGAAACCGAAUACACCAAUUAUGUAUUUCCCUAGAACCCCAAUUGCUUAUGAUACCAAUGAGCAAGGGAAACUUACAGACUCGAAUUUCUUUGCUGAGCAAUACCAAGCUAGGGAAACUCAAGAACAAGAUGGUGAAAAUCCUGAUGAUAGAGAGAGGUUAGCCCAUUCUUUCCAUCAAGCCGAAUAUGAAGAUUUCGAUAAUGAUUACGAUGGAAUAGAUUUCAAUGAUGCAUUACAAGAUGUACCUGAAAACGGAAUUAGUGGACAAGAAUCAUACCCCUUGGGUGCAACAUCGGAAUCCCAGCUUAAUUCACAACCGGCUGGAGUCAUUGGUAAGCGAAGAACAGAGUUUGUCAACUUCUCCCGUGUUGCCAAAAGAGUCGAUAUUAAACUUUUGAAAGAUAACAUAUGGAGAGCCAUGCUUGAAGGUGUUGCUGACAAGGCAGUGGACAAUAACAAUAAUAGUGAACCCAGAAGAAUUAGAUUUAAUGAGGUGCUUAGAAAAGUCAAGACUAUGUACACAUCAGAACAAGUUAAGGAACUAUCCACCAGUUUUUGUUUUAUUUGUGUUUUACAUUUGGCUAAUGAACAUGGAUUGACUAUCAAAGGUAACGAGACCAAUGAUAAUUUGGAAAUUAUAGGGAUAUAG
Messenger RNA from Lodderomyces orthopsilosis Co 90-125, 2403 nucleotides. It is a transcript of the gene BRN1, whose product is annotated as condensin subunit. NCBI's taxonomy places the organism in Eukaryota, Fungi, Ascomycota, Pichiomycetes, Serinales, Debaryomycetaceae. Gene Ontology annotation, biological process: mitotic chromosome condensation. The transcript has a single exon. Gene Ontology annotation, cellular component: condensin complex. Gene Ontology annotation, molecular function: chromatin binding. Bases 1 to 2403 code for a protein of 800 amino acids. The record is from RefSeq and is a predicted model, not a curated record.